UGCCGUUAAUUUUGGACGUUCUGGCCAUCGCGAUGAGCAGCAAUGCGGCGUGCAUUAGCUAAUAGACUGCUGUCGCAAUUACAACCACCAAAAAUCCAGACCUCCCCACACUUCUACUUCAACAACUCUCUACUUCUCUCCGCGAGACUUGCUUGCUGCUAUCUUACCACGUCAGAAUUUAGUGGAUAUUUCAAGGACUUGAAGGGACUAUUUGAAAGCUCCGAGCCAGCGCACUAAACAUCGUCGCCACUACCGAAAUGAUCCGAUUAACCACCAUCCGACACACCACCCGCGCCCUGCGCACGCUCGCCCGCCCGACGUACCCACCCAUGCUUCUCUCCCCCCUCACGCGCUCAUACGCCGACUUCUCCGCCCCGCGCCCCGCGCCACCUCGCCUCCCCGAGGAAGAACAAGAAGAAUUCGAGCGUCUGCUAAAGAAAGCGAACGCGCCGUUCGCGGCCGCCGAGGACGACGUGCCUGAGAUCGAGGUCGAUGUCGAGACGUUGACGGCGGUGAUGGAGGGGCGUGAGGCGGAACUGUCGGAGGAGAAGCAGACGGUUGAGCAGGAGAGUUUGGCGAGGUUGAGGGCGAUGAAUGUGAAGCAUGCGGAUUAUGUCGGGCGGACGAUUCCUGAGUUUGAGGGAGACGUUAAUCCGAAGACGGGCGAGGUCGGCGGACCGAAGCAGGAUCCGUUGAGACACGGCGACUACAGCUUUAAUGGCCGAGUGACGGAUUUCUAGAUUAUACGACGACGGGUGGAAUAGUUAGAGCGACGAAUAAUGAUUGAAUUAAUUAUCUGAAUUUGAAUGCUUAUUACAUGCUUGAUUGCUAGCUGUACAACUUGCGUGUACGUCGGGCCAGCGGUAUGCAAUCCUUAUAAUGUUUACGUCUGGCAUCUGGCAUUCAUAGCUUGCCCAUUUUCCAAACCCUUGCAGACAUACAGACUAGUGAUAAACCGCGGGUUUAACUAUCAGAUUCCAGACCGGUAUAUUUUACCUGUGAGUUGAACAAACGGUUUCGUGAGCGAUAGACAUCUUAUAAACGGAAUAUCAAGGUGUCCACACCCAAAUCAACCAAAGCCAAACAACCCCCUCCUCCUCUCCACAAAAUACCCAAAUCAAACAAAACAGAUGAAAAGUUCCUCUUCAAUCGAAUCAAUCCAAAAAAAAUCACAAAAAGAGAUAGAAAAAAGAGAUAGAAAAAAAAAAAGGUCCUGCCCGGAUUCGAACCGG
Molecule: messenger RNA, 1232 nt
Organism: Myxozyma melibiosi
Lineage: Eukaryota; Fungi; Ascomycota; Lipomycetes; Lipomycetales; Lipomycetaceae
Product: fmp21p
Exons: 2
Coding region: 258-740 (160 amino acids)
Biological process (GO): mitochondrial respiratory chain complex II assembly
Cellular component (GO): mitochondrion
Source: RefSeq, a predicted model, not a curated record